Molecule: messenger RNA, 1705 nt
Organism: Lutra lutra (Eurasian river otter)
Lineage: Eukaryota; Metazoa; Chordata; Mammalia; Carnivora; Mustelidae
Gene: TAS2R4
Product: taste 2 receptor member 4
Biological process (GO): G protein-coupled receptor signaling pathway; sensory perception of taste; detection of chemical stimulus involved in sensory perception of bitter taste
Cellular component (GO): membrane
Molecular function (GO): bitter taste receptor activity; G protein-coupled receptor activity
Source: RefSeq, a predicted model, not a curated record
AUGCUUCAGAUAUCCUUUUUCCUUGCCAUUAUUGUCUCAGCAAUUUUGAAUUUUGCGGGACUCAUUGUAAAUCUCUUUAUUGCAGUGGUCAGUUUUUGGACUUGGCUCAAAAGCCCCAGAAUCUCCUCUUCGAAUAGGAUCCUCUUCAGCUUGGGAGUCACCAGAUUUCUGACAUUGGGACUGUUUGUACUCAACAUCACAUACUCCUUCAUCUCUCCAAAUGUGGAAAGGUCAGUGCACUUAUCUACUUUUUUCCUGUUGUGUUGGAUGUUUUUGGACUCGAAUAGUCUCUGGCUUGUCACCUUGCUCAAUGCCUUGUACUGUGUGAAGAUUACGGACAUGCAACACGCGGUAUUUCUCCUGCUGAAACAAAAUCUCUCCCCAAAGAUCCCCAGGCUCGUGCUAGCCUGUGCGCUGAUUUCUGCCUUCACCACUCUCCUGUAUGUGGCACUCAGACAGACAUCGUGCUUUCCCGAAUUUGUGCCUGGGAGGAAUGGUACAGGAUGUGACAUCAACGAGGGCGUCUUGUCUUUGGUGAUCUCUUUGGUCUUGUGCUCGUUUCUCCAUCAUUAAUCAUUAAUCACAAUUAUCAUUAAUCACAUCAUUAAUGUGACUUCUGCUUCCUUGUUAAUUCAUUCCUUGAGGAGACAUAUACAGAAGAUGCAGAAAAACACCACUGUUUUUUGGACUCCCCAGACUGAAGCUCCCCAGACUGAAGCUCACGGCGCUAUGAAGCUCAUGAUCUGUUUCCUCAUCUUGUACAUUCCGUACUUGCUCGCUUCUCUGCUACAUUAUUUCCCCUUUGUCGGGAUGGAUUUGGGAGCCAGAUCCAUCUGCAUGGUUAUUUCCACCAUUUACCCUCCAGGACAUUCUGUUCUCAUUAUUCUCACACAUCCUAAACUGAGAACAAAAGCAAAGGCGAUUCUUUGUUUCAACAAGUAGUAGAAUUUCAGUAGUGAAGAGUCACCUCAUGGUUUGGGAGCAAGACUUUCUUUGUUAGUGGUUUUCUUAGCGGACUGUGGACUGUGGACUCCAUUUCUGUAAUUGCUGAGCUGAACUCCUCAGCCUUUGAGUGCCUGUACUUCAGUUUAUUCUGCAAUUAAAAAAAUUUAAAAUAUUAGGCAUUUUUUUUUUAAAGUUUAAGACAUUAUUUAUCAUGUAGUUUGCAUCCCUGGCUAGUGGAAGUCACCACAUUGUUCCAUGAGCUACUAAAGUAUAAGGGGGAGUUCCCCCAAGUUAAGCAAUACAUUAUAAUUCACAUCGUUAGUUAAAUUUUUGAGGUUUAGCUGAGGAGCCCUGGGUAAGGGCUUAGCAGUGGAUGAGUCAUCAGCAGGAACUAGACUGGCUUAAACCAUAGCAAGAGGAUGCAAAGAGCAAUGGGAGAAAAGAAAUUUGUAGAGAGAAAAGGGAAGAAAGAGAAAGAAGAGAGAAAACAGGUGUAUAUUGUGGCAGAUGUACACGAAAAGGGUCACAGUCAUUGAGCUAUUAUUAUCAAGAAACUCUAGGACUAAAUUUCUAGGUUUGUUCUGGAAAGAAGGGAAGGGCUUCCUCCUUAAUGGUAAUGGAAGGGUAAUGGAAUGGUAGAAGAAAGGGAUUAGUGUGACAGAAGCCCAAUCUAGGAUAGUUCCAAGGAUCUCAAAAUCCAGGGAGUCAGCCUGAAUUCAAAAGCAUGUGCUAGGGGGCACCUGGGUGGCUCAGUGGGUUA